CAGAAUUAAACAAAAAGCCAUUUGAAAUAGUUUACAAAUUCAAUUCAGAAGUCAGAUAGGACCGUUGAGGCUCGAUGAUAAAAUGUGCAAGUUUAGGACACUGAACGACGCUCCGGUAACAUUAAGGCAAUGGGAGCAGGCCGAAAACGUUUACGAUUACGAGUACAAUUUCGAAAAGAACGCGAGCGAAGAAGAGGUCGAGGCUAUGCAUAAUCACGAAUCGGUCGAAAGCCCCAUGCCGUAUCGUAAGAAGAAAGCGAUUACUAAGAUAUUCCGUAGAAGUUCAUACUUGCCAAGCCUCGAAGAUAUCGAAGAAGGUGUUGAAGAAUGCGAAAAACACGGGGAUGCAUUAGCUACUUCGGUUGGAAACUCUGAAGACGAAUAUGAUUUGUCGCUGUCUGCUAUUCACCAGGAGCGAGCAUUUCGAUACUGCGCUCGCCCGACCUUUGAUUCUUCUCCACAUUCCAGAAACCAUAGACACCGGCGACAUCGUAAAAGAACUCCAGAAGGCGAUACCGAGCAUCAUAGAAGGCGAAGGCGCCAUGUAAAAAGUGAUGCCAUCGGCGGUUGAUCCUCGUCGUUGUGUAGGCCAUUAUUAAUUUGUUAAAAUCGUGAUUUAUGGCACGCAUUUAAAGAAUUGUCGAUAACGCUGUGAACAGACAUUAAAGGCAGUAGCAGCUACUAAAUUGUUCUUUGUUUUAAUACAACAUUUCCAAAAUGUACUUUUGCCGUUGAACUUUAUUUCAUAAACAUACUAUAACAUCUACCGUGAUUCAUUAAAGGGAACUGAAUUCGUCAUUCGCGACAUGUAAUUCAUCAUAUCGCAUACUGUUGUUGUCAUUGCUGUAUUUUUAGUUAUUUCCUAGACAAACUGUUGGUUAUCGCUAUUCUUUACGUAGUUUUAGUGGGUUCAAAUUCUGGGUUUAUUUUCGAAGAGAUGCACAAAUAUGAUUUAUGUUAAUUAAAAAAACUUUAAAUUUA
Messenger RNA from Xenia sp. Carnegie-2017, 981 nucleotides. RefSeq lists its product as uncharacterized. The record is from RefSeq and is a predicted model, not a curated record. The transcript has a single exon. NCBI's taxonomy places the organism in Eukaryota, Metazoa, Cnidaria, Anthozoa, Malacalcyonacea, Xeniidae. The coding region runs from base 83 to 571 and encodes 162 amino acids.